Pan troglodytes (chimpanzee) is the source of this 8496-nucleotide messenger RNA. RefSeq names its product chromosome 19 C19orf12 homolog (gene C19H19orf12). The transcript is spliced from 3 exons. Bases 6712 to 6945 code for a protein of 77 amino acids. Lineage: Eukaryota; Metazoa; Chordata; Mammalia; Primates; Hominidae. The record is from RefSeq and is a predicted model, not a curated record.
UAGAGCAGAAGUUUAAUAAGCGAAAGAAAGAAAGCUCUCUGGAUCAGAGAGGGGUCCCAGAAAGAUGGGUUGCCAUUUUACAGUGAAAUGCAAGGGUUUUUAUAGAAAAGCUGGUGGGAGGGGUGCUUCAUUUACAUAAGGUGUGAAUUUCUGGGUCCCCCGCCCCACCGUUUCUAGUGCACAUGUGGGCUUCUUAGCCUGAGUUACUACUCCAUGUUGCUUAUUUCUUCCUACUGUGCAUGUGUGAAAAAGGUUGGGUGGUGGGGGGAAGAACACUCCAAGGUAGACAUGCCUGGUCCAGGGUAGCUCUUCUUAUCAGUGCCAUGCAAGCCUCUGUGUCUGAGUAUUUCUUUUUUCUUUUUUUUUUGAGAUGGAGUCCCGCUCUGCCGCCAGGCUGGAGUGCAGUGGCGUGAUCUCAGCUCACUGCAACCUCCGCCUCCCGGGUUCAAGUGGUUCUCCUGCCUCAGCCUCCCAAGUAGCUGGGAUUACAGGCGAGCACCAUGACACCUGGCUAAUUUUUGUAUUUUUUUAGUAGAGAUGGGUUUUCACCAUGUUGGCCAGGAUAGUCUCGAUCUCUUGCCCUCGUGAUCUGCCCACCUCGGCCUCCCAAAGUGCUGGGAUUACAAGCGUGAGCCACCGUGCCCGGCCGUGUCUUGAGUAUUUCUAAGAAGAGAGAGGACUGUGCUUACUGGGGCCCACCAUAUGUCUGUAUGUCACACAGGGGACCCGCUUUCUGUGUUAGAGCUUGCCUUCCUUAUCUGUGUUUCCUGAAAGGGCAACGACUUCUUAGGCUGCUUUUUGUUAGAAGGGAAUUCUGCCAAGGACCCUUGCCCUAACUAUUUGCCUAAUUGAUUUCUCUCUCUCCUCUCACAUUGAUGCUGGCCUGGCUGGAGCAGGUAGAGCUGGAAGUAGCAUUUUUGCAAGGACAUCUCUUUAGCCUCUGUAGAUUUUCACUUCAAGUCAUUCGGAGCAGGUCGGAAGCUAGGUUUUUUUUUGGGGGGGUAGCCAGUAGAGCUAAAGUGGUUAUGUAUCUGUUUCCUGCCUUCCUUCUUUCCACUUCUACAUGCAUUUUCUUGCUGUGCAGAAACUGUUUUGAGAGUGCAGACCCAAAACUGCAGAAAACCUGUUUUGGGAGUGGUGUCUGGGCACUGGCCUGGAAGCCAGCCUUGCAGACCAAGCAUGGCAGGGCUCAGGGUCUUCACUCCCUGGGAAAGGGAGGUUCCUUGCAGCCUCCAAAGGGGCCCUCCUGAGACCUGGGCAGUGCCUCUCUUUUUCCAAUAUAAUUGACAGAUGAAAAGCUGGAUAUAAACCAGAACUAAGCUCAAAGGUGAUUAGAUAUUUUACACCAGGAUUUUGAGCUUUUUGUAAGAUUUUACUGUAAAAUUAUUUCCUUUGGUCACUUUAAUAUGUACUUGAAAUAUAUCUCAUUUUGUGCUGGACGUAGUGGCUCACGCCCGUAAUCCCAGCACUUUGAGAGGCCAAGGCAGGCAGAUCACCUGAGGCCAGGAGUUCAAGACCAGCCUGGCCAACAUGGUGAAACCCCAUCUCUACUAAAAAUACAAAAAUUAGCCAGGUGUGGUGGUGCAUGUCUGUAGUCCCAGCUAUUCGGGAGGUUGAGGCAGGAGAAUCGCUUGAACGUGGGAGGCGGAGGCUGCAGUGAGCCGAGAUCGCGCCACUACACUCCAGCCUAGGUGACGGAGCAGACUCUGUCUCAAAAAAAAAAAACAAAAAAAAAAACCUCUCUGUAUAUCUCUAUCUAGCUAUCUAUGUCAUUUUGUUUGUGUGAUAGCUUUUCAGGACCAUGGUGACUGGAUAAAUCAGGUUCUGCGCUCCGUCUCCCCAUUUCCAGGUGGCUUCUGCCUGUUCAGUCCUGACACUGUUAUAAUGCCAUUUUAUCGUUUAGACAUUUGUAUGUAAACAAAUCUUGACCACUGGAAUAGUGGAAGGGGGUUCUCUUCUGGGGAGAAGGAGGAGGCAUUCAACCUGUCAGCAAGCAAAGGAGCUGGGCAGGGCCUGGAAAGCAGGAGACCAGGUUUUGGGAGACCCAGGGCACAGGGUAGCCAGAGCAGGGACCCCCAGGCCUGAGUGCUCCUCCAGUCCCUUAUGUGAGCAGGGCUCACAAGGCCUGCCCUCCCACUGCCUCUCAUACUCCAUGGGGACAAAAAGACAUAUCUAGGGGUGCUUGUUUGCAAUUUCUGAAUUUGAAGACUGAGUAACGAAUGUCAGAGUCCUGCGUUAUGCCCUCUUGGGGUCUUGCUGCCCAAAGUGAGAUCAGAGGAGCACUUUGGGGGCUUGUUGGAAAUGCAGAAUCUUACCCUCCCAUACUGGCUGUAUCUGACAAGGUUUUCAGUGAUUCCCGUGCACUUGUGGAGAAUCACAGGUCUAAUGUGUACCAACGGGGAAAAAGAAGGGAAAUUUACAGGGGCAGGAGCGCAGGAUGCUCUCCUGGGACUGCAGAGAAGUUCUGAGGACCUGACUUUGCGGUCCUCUCAUGGAUUCAUGGGUUUGUUCUCUGGGCUCAAAAUUAUAUCCCAGGAUUGGGAGAGCAAUUUUACAGUAGGGACUUCUGCUUCUGGAUCAUCCUUGGGUCAGAAAAGCACACAUGUCUGGGUGCGGUGGCCCACACCUGUAAUCCCAGUACUCUGGGAGGCUGAGGCAGGAAGAUUGCUUGAGCUCAGGAAGUCAAGACCAGGCUGGGCAACAUUGCGAGACCCUGUCUCUAUGAAAACAAAAAAUUAGCCGAGCGUAGUGUUGCAUGCCUUUAGCCCCAGCUACUCAGGAGACUGAGGUUGGGGGAUCACUGUAGCCCAGGAGUUCAAGGCUGCAGUUAGCCAUGAUCGCACCACUGCACACCAGCUUGGGCAACAAGAGACACUGUCUCUUAAAAACAAACGAACAAACAAAACAAAAAAAACCUCAUAAAACAUAUAACCCAAAGAUAUUAAGGCCAAAUGUAGUGGCUCACGCCUGUAAUCCUAACACUUUGAGAGGCUAAGGCAGGGGGAUCUCUUGAGCCCAGGAGUUCAAGACCAGCCUGGGCAACAUAGUAGUCAUCUCUACUAAAAAUAAAAAUAAAAUUAGCUGGGCGUGGUGAUUGCAUACCUGUAGUCCCAUCUACUCAAGAGGCUGAGGUGGGAGGAUCGCUUGAGCCCAGGAGGUCGAGGCUGCAGUGAGUUGUGAUCGUGCCACUGCACUCCAGCCUGGGCAACAAAGCAAGACCCCAUCUCAAAAAAAAAAAAAAAAAAGAUAAUAAGCAAUAGAAUCUAUCCAUAACUUCCUCAGUUGAAUUGCUGUAGCACCUGUUUCAAUAUUUCCACCUAGAAUGAAAUGGGAAGUGCUGGUGAGAAAGGGAAGUACUGCUGGAGCCUUGGGCUCAGCCAGAGCUCUAAGGAGACCCCCCACCUCCUGGCCCCUUUGAUUUUCUCAGCCUUUGGGCUCUCCAGAGCCCGUCCCUCCCUGCCCUGGCUCCAGCAUGCCACACAUUUUCCCUACCCUGGAGGAUUGUGCUAAAGGUCAUUGUGCUAAAGGUCUACUCGCCCGUCCGUCUGUCUAUUCAUAUAUAUUGCAAAGCCUGGGAAUGAUUUCAUAUAUUUUUUCUCCAGUUGCUUUGUCUCCCUGCUUUAUCUUUUCCCUGCUUUUAGUGUCCCAUGGGUACAACUGUGUUGACUUUUAAGAACAGUUGCUUAAGGCAGCCCAGUGUGUGUGUUAGUAACAGUGUUCGUUCAGAGCCAUCCUGGGUCGGGAGCCUGCAGGCUUCCAGACUUAUGCCAGGCACUUCCUGCCCAUCCUGCUGGCACUGUCUGAGAGUCCAGCCUGCAGGGACUGUCUCCGUCUUAGAAGGGAGGUAUCUGACCCUCUGCUCAGGGCCCACUGCAGGUCAGUGCCCGUGUGGUUACAGGGUCCCAUCCCUUCCCCGGCUCUGGCUUGGCCUCAGCUCAGAUGCCUCACGCCGGGACUUCCCGGUCUCUGCUGGGCUUUGUGUGCAGGUCAUUCCCCGGGCCAGUGCAAAGGCCACUGAUGCCAGAAGGGUCAGACCACCUCCCUCGUGAUGAACCAGCAGAACAUGUGGCCGGGUUGCUCCUUAAUCUGUCGCCCGCCACGAUGACUAUCAUGGUGGAGGACAUCAUGAAGCUGCUGUGCUCCCUUUCUGGGGAAAGGAAGAUGAAGGCGGCUGUCAAGCACUCUGGGAAGGGUGCCCUGGUCACAGGGGCCGUGGCCUUCGUCGGGGGUUUGGUGGGCGGCCCACCGGGACUCGCCGUUGGAUCCAGUCUAAGACACCGCAUUGCAUUGAAUCGCCUGCUUUCUUAGUCUCCUCUGGCCUUUAACACUUUCUCAGACUUUCCUUGUUCACAGCCUUGAUAGUUUUGAGGAGUACUGGGCAGGUAUUUCGUAGAACAUCUCUCAGUUUGAAUUUGCCAGUUGUGUUUAGGAUGGGACUAGAGUUAGGAGUCUUUGGGAGGCAUGCCUGGGAGGUGACGCGCCCCUCUCCCUUGUCUUGCAUUAAUUCUGGGGGUAUGUGAUAUUCACAUGACGUCAGUGAAUUCACCUUGAACACUUGGUUAAGGGCAUGUUUGCUGGGUUUUUCCACUGCAAAGUUUCUGUUUCCCUUUCCAUACUCUGUCUGUUGAAAGUGAGUCACUAAGUCUAGUGGGCUUCAUCUUUAAAUAUCUGAUUGGUGAUAUUUAAAAAUCGUGAGAUGUUUUAAAGCUACAAAUCUGGUAUUUUGUGUGGUAGCAAUGAACUGGCAUGAAGUAGCCACUGCCACUCCAUAGGAACCAAGCUGUCCAGCUCUUCUGUGUCCUGGGCCUCGGAAGGUCCAUGCAAUUCAAGGCUUGGUUGGCCCAGACUAUAGACUGGGAGGAAGUCAGAGCCUGCCACCCAUCCAAUCUCAGCAGGGGAGAGGCCGGGUAAGGCCCAACCGCCCCUUCACUCUUCUUAGUUCCUCCCUGGCUCUUGGAGGCACUUGACUUUGGACCCCUUCCCUAGGGCACCUUCCACUCCUCUGCACCAUAUUCUGCACGUGGCCUCUUCAGGUAGAACUUUCCGUGGAUACAAGGUCUUUAAGUCCCAGAAUAGCAUGACAUAGCCUUGGCAAUGAGUUUACAUUUAACAAUAAUGUUUCUGCCCUUUUAGGGUGGCAGAAGUAGAAGUAGUAAGCUACCUUACAUUUGAUAUUUAUUUUUAUUUUUUUGAGAUGGAGUCUCACUCUGUCACCCAGGCUGGAGUGCAGUGGCACAGUCUUGGCUCACUGCAACCUCUGCCUCCCAGGUUCAAGUGAUUCUCCUGCCUCAGCCAGUAGCUGGGAUUACAGGCACCCACCACUAUGCCUGGCUAAUUUUUUGUAUUUUUAGUAGAGACAGGGUUUCACCAUGUUGGCCAGGCUAGUCUCCAACUCCUGACCUCGUGAUUCACCCACCUCGGCCUCUCAAAGUGCUGGGAUUACAGGCGUGAGCCACUGCGCCCGGCCAGUUUGUUAUUUAUCGAUCAUACAACUUGGAGGGGUUCUAUGAAAAGCACUGCUUCAAGAGGAAAGAGCCUCCUUAUCUGUCCCCAGGUCCUUUAACCACAUGGGUUCACUGAAGAUUUUGUAAGUUCAGGGGCAAGGAGCAUAUCAGCUGCCUGGUGGAGGAAAUGCAGUCUCACCACUGAGGUGGUUUCUUUUUUGGAGACAGAGUCUUGCUCUGUCACUCAGGCUGGAAUGCAGUGGUGUGAUCUCGGCUCACUGCAACCUCCACUUCCCGGGUUCAAGUGAUUCUCCUGCCUCAGCUUCCAAGUAUCUGGGAUUACAGGCAUGUGCCCCCAAGCCCAGCUAAUUUUUGUAUUUUUAGUAGAGACGGUAUUUCACCAUGUCGGCCAGGCUGGUGUCGAACUCCUGACCUCAGGUGAUCCACCUGCCCUGGCCUCCCAAAGUGCUGAUAUUACAGGCAUGAGCCACCGCACCCAGCCUGAGAUGGUUUCUCUUGAAAAUGCAUUUGUGGCUGGUUGUGGUGGCUCAUGCCUAUAAUCCCAGCACUUUGCGGGGCCGAGGUAGGCGGAUCACCUGAGGUCAGGAGUUCAAGACCAGCCUGCCAACAUGGUGAAACCCUGUUUCUACAAAAAUACAAAAAUUAGCCAGGUGUGGUGGUGUGCACCUGUAAUCCCAGCUACUUGGGAGGCUGAGGUGGGAGAAUCACUUGAACCUGGGAGGCAGAGGUUGCAGCGAGCCAAGAUCAUGCCAUUGCACUCCAGCCUGGGCAACAGAGCAAGACUCCGUCUCAAAAAAAAAAAAAAAAAGAAAAGAAAAGAAAAAGAAAAUGCAUUUGUUUCUCAGCCUUCUCCUUUGUGAUUAGAGAGGGAUUUUUACAGUAAGCCCAGAAACCUCCGUCAGCUCAUGAAGAAGAAAGUGGGCCCAGCACUGAGGUGGGAGAUGGGACAGGCAGGCUUCAUGUUGCAUCCUUAAAUGUGGAGCCCAGGGAAUGCAUGUUGGGUGUCAAUUAUCUGAGCCAAAUGGACAGAAGACUGCAUAAACCUUUGCCCCCCACACUGGCUGGCGGAGCAGGUGUGGCACCGGCUGAGCCCGCUGCAGCCCGCUCAUGAAUGUGCCUGCUCAUGGUGAUGGUGGUGUGCACUCAGUGGGAACUUAAGUAAGGCCAUCGCUUAUGAAUAAGACCCACUAAUUGAACGAUUCCAUGUUUUCUAGGGGGGGCUGUCGGGGGGCUGUUAGGUGCCUGGAUGACAAGUGGACAGUUUAAGCCGGUUCCUCAGAUCCUAAUGGAGCUGCCCCCUGCCGAGCAACAGAGGCUCUUUAACGAAGCCGCAGCCAUCAUCAGGCACCUGGAGUGGACAGACGCCGUGCAGCUGACCGCGCUGGUCAUGGGCAGCGAGGCCCUGCAGCAGCAGCUGCUGGCCAUGCUGGUGAACUACGUCACCAAGGAGCUGCGGGCCGAGAUCCAGUAUGAUGACUAGGCCGCACCUCCGGGGAGGUGGGGGGCCCCUUUAGAUGACUUUGUGACUCUGAAGAGGUGGCUUGGGAGUUGGGAGAAGCCCAGCGGAUGCCCCUGGGGGAUCUCCACAUCAUCAGUGUAUUACUGGUAAUGUCCUGCUGGAGAGGCCACCGCUGUGCAGUGUCACGUUCCAGAAAUUACUGAUGAAGCAGCAUGUGUUGGUGGCAUGUGCACUGGCCUGCCAUGACAGCCCUCUGACCGGCCCCCCAGUGAAGAGUAAAGGCCUGCCUGCCGCAGGCUUCGGAGGCGUCUGCUGAGUCCUCUCACCCGCAUGGGUCUGGGGAAGUGAUCACGCCCAGCCGACGGUCUGAUCACACUUCAUCCUCCCCCCGGGGCCUUCUCAUCUUGGGAGAUGACUCCUCUUCCAAGCACCUGCUGCAGGACUGGAUCCCACCCCCCUGCAGGCCCUGGGGUCUCAGGGCCUUGGAGCAGCCCAUGCUGGAAUCAUGUUUACCUCCUAGUGCAACCCUCCCCUACCCAGGGACUGUCGAAUGGUCCCACGGAGGGGACGGGCGGCCUGCUGAGUGAAGCCACAAAUACCGAGUGGACUUGACCCCGGCCCCCACUAGGCUGCACACCUAGACUCGCCCUGCCAGGGCCUCGCUCUUCCCAUCUGAAAAGUCAUGGUAGUUCUUGAGGUUUACUUCUCAAAUGAAAUAUUUUCAGUAAAAAGUACAGGCAUAUCUCGGAGAUAUUGUGGGUUCAGUUCCAGACCACCUCGGUAAAGCCAACAUCACAAUAAAGCAAGGAAGCGCAUUGUCUUAGUUUCCCAGUGCAUCUAAGUCAUGUUUACUGCAUAUUGCAGUCCACUAAAUGUGCAAUAGCAUUAUGUCUAACAAAUGUACAAACCUUAAUUUAAAAAUAUUUAUUGUUCAAAAUGCUGACACAGAAACGCAAAGUGAGCACAUGCUGUUGGAAAAUGGUGCCAAAUAGACUUGCCUGAUGCCAGGCUGCUACAAACCUUCAAUUAAAAAAAAAACACAGUAUCCACAAAGCAUAGUAGAAUGAGGUAUGCCUGUAUUGCUCUUUCUGAAGUGGUGUGAUAUAAACCAUCUCUAAGAAAUGUUUCUACCCUAAAGAUUUCCCCAGUACAGUCAGCUCUCCGUAACUGUGGUCUCCACAUUUAGAUCCAACCAGCCUUGGAUAGGAAAUAUUUGAAAAAAGAAAUUGCAUUGGUACUGAACACGUACAGACCUUUUUUUCUUGCCAUUAUUCCCUAAACAAUAUGGUGUAGCAUAUUUACAUAGCAUUUAUAUUGUAUUUGGUAUUAUAAGAAAUCUAGAGAUGAUUUAAAUUAUACAGGAAGGUGUGCGUAGGUUACAUGCAAACGCUAUGCCAUUGCCCAUCAGGGACUUGAGCAUCCUCAGAUGUCGGUGUCUGAGGGUUGAGGCUGCAGUCCUGGAACCCAUCCCCCAUGGAUACUGAGGCAUAGCUGUACUGUGUGCUUUCACUUUGCUUUCAGAACUACAACUUGAAUGUGAUCGAUUACAAUAAAUGUUUUUCUAAAAAGCCA